Sorghum bicolor (sorghum) is the source of this 1008-nucleotide messenger RNA. RefSeq lists its product as uncharacterized. The record is from RefSeq and is a predicted model, not a curated record. Bases 40 to 711 code for a protein of 223 amino acids. NCBI's taxonomy places the organism in Eukaryota, Viridiplantae, Streptophyta, Magnoliopsida, Poales, Poaceae. The transcript is spliced from 5 exons.
GCCCUUCACGGACCCAAAAAAAUGAUGAAAUCCUGUUAAAUGGAAAGUGAAAUCCGACACCCCUUCCCUUCCCUGUGUUUCUUCUCGGGCCAUCACCCUUUCUGCCUUCUCUCAGCUCUGCGAGAUUCAUCCACCGCCGCUGCCGCCGCCGCUGCUGCCCUCCUCUGCCGUCGCCAUUGCCACCGCCCUCCUCGUCCUCCUCCUCCCCCCCGCCAUUUCCCUUCCCCUAACCUGGAUUUCCGCACACAUGUACCACUCAUCUCUUCCAAACCCUACCUCCCUGCUCGUUGCGGAUCUAGCGGCGCGGCCUGCGGGGGGAGUGGGUUGUGUCCCCAUCGUGGGUGCCAUGGCCAGCAUGGGGAGCCUCCAUGGAUUUGGGCGACAUCAAGGUGUCCCCCGCUCUUUGCCCCAUCUCCUCAGAUCGGCUUCCUGUACAGGCGGAGAGGUCGAGCACGGUGUCAGGCGCUUGUGGUGACGAGGUUCCUUCUCCAUCUGUAUCGCCAAGGGCCGCUUAGCAUCUUCGGUAAGCUCGGCAGGCUCGCCAAGCCAUGCAUCCUCUCUCUUACGGUCUUAAUAUGCGAGUAUGCUGUCUGUGGGGAGAUGGUCAUCCAUCCAUGCUCAGAUAUGCACACGUCGGACCAUGCAGAUUUGCAAUGGACCUACAUAAUUGGGGGUUCCUACUUUUUGGCACUGUCUUGCUUGAUCUCCUGAGUGGAAAGCACAUUCCAUCAAGUCAUCCUAGGAGCUGUUGACCUACAUUGAGCUGAGAGGAAAGGAAGUAGCUAGGAGGUAUAUGUAUAGCCAUUUAUUCUAUAAAGCAACCAUUACUUUGUAGUUCUGGUGGAUACUCUAUGUAAUCACUUUCAGUUCAAUAUUGUUGUGUAUUAUAAUCAUGAGAACUUACUGUAUAUACUGUGAGUGUGAACUAUGUAUGUACUGCCGUGAAAGGUAUCAUAUUGUGAAACAUGGGAUUCAGAAAUGUACACCGUGGAUCUAGAUUUCUUUUUU